Messenger RNA from Anguilla anguilla (European eel), 9149 nucleotides. It is a transcript of the gene mex3a, whose product is annotated as mex-3 RNA binding family member A. NCBI's taxonomy places the organism in Eukaryota, Metazoa, Chordata, Actinopteri, Anguilliformes, Anguillidae. Gene Ontology annotation, molecular function: RNA binding. The transcript has 2 exons. The coding region runs from base 185 to 1714 and encodes 509 amino acids. The record is from RefSeq and is a predicted model, not a curated record.
CCUCGUGCCCCGUUCGCCUUGAUUCAGGAGAGAAAGAGAAGGCAGUGGAUAGAGAGAAGGGGUUGGUUCAUGGGAGGGACUACUGGAAAAGGGGAAUUGCAAGAAGGAGGGGGCGGGGAGGCGGCACGGGUGCUGUUUCUCCAGUCUCUUUUCCCUGUCUUUGUCUCACACUCUUUUGUUAGCCAUGCCUAGCCUGCUGGUUCUAGCAGGGAUCAUGGAGAAAAAUGGGGGCUACGGCGGGGAUCUGGCCGGCUCCGGCUUCGGAAGUGAGGGGCUGCUUGUGCCGCCCGACGAGGAAGAAGACGACUCCCGUGCCCUGAGGGUCGCGCUGGGCCAGUUGUCGCUGUUGGGUCUUGGGGAAGCCGAGGACGGCGGCGGGGCUCCCACUACUGGAACACUAGACCGGAGUAACAACAACAAUAACCACCACCACAACAACCACACCAACAGUGUUGGAGGAGGUGGGGAGACUGGGCUUUUGCCAGGGAAGAGCAAGUUAUGUGUCCUGUACGAUGGUUCCUCAGCUGAAACGAAAGGACGCGGCUGUAACAUUACCGAAUGUGUCCCUGUGCCCAGUUCUGAACAUGUGGCCGAAAUAGUAGGGAGACAAGGGUGCAAGAUCAAAGCGCUUCGGGCCAAGACCAACACCUACAUCAAGACCCCGGUGCGCGGCGAGGAGCCGGUCUUUCUGAUCACCGGGCGGAAGGAGGACGUGGCGCUGGCGCGGCGGGAGAUCAUCUCGGCGGCCGAGCACUUCUCCAUGCUGCGCGCCUCGCGGAACAAGCUGGGCGUGUCCUUCAGCGGCUCCGCCCCCGCCCCGCUGCCGGGCCAGACCACCAUCCAGGUGCGGGUGCCCUACCGGGUGGUGGGGCUGGUGGUGGGGCCCAAGGGCUCCACCAUCAAGCGCAUCCAGCAGCAGACCUGCACCUACAUCGUCACGCCCAGCCGCGACCGCGACCCCGUCUUCGAGAUCACCGGGUCGCCAGGCAACGCCGAGCGCGCCCGCGAGGAGAUCGAGGCCCACAUCGCCUUCCGCACGGGCGGCCUCCACGACCUCAACAACGAGAACGACUGCCUGGGGCCCGAGGUGGGGAACGGCGGGGGCCUGGAGAGCCGGCUGCAGCAGGUGUGGGGGCUACAGGCUGGCCCCCGCAAGCCGCUCACCAGCAGCUACCGCCAGAACUUCCCGGACGGCGUGGUGGGGGGCGGCGACGGAGGGGGAGGGGGCGGGGCCAUCUACGGCAAGGGCGACUUCCCCAACGCCGGCGAGAAGCCCUGCUCUUACUUCGGGUCCGAGGGGACCCAGUGCUGGGGGGACCCCGACUACCCCAAACAGGUGGCCUUCUACGCGCAGCAGCGCUCCAAGAGCUUCGGCGGGCUGCCGCUGCCCCUCAGCAGACUGUCCCCUGGCCUGGGCGAGCCCUGCGGCGCGCCCGGCUCCGCCCCCUCGCCCCACUCGCAGGCCCGCCGCGCGCACAGCGAGCCCAUCUCCGCCAGCGCCGCCUUUCCUGGCCGGCUGCCCGUGGCGGACUCCCCGCCGGCCGCCGCGCGGGACUGCAUGACCUGCUUUGAGAGCAAAGUGACCGCCGCCCUGGUGCCCUGCGGCCACAACCUCUUCUGCAUGGAGUGCGCCAUCCGAAUAUGUGAGCUGAGCCACCCUGAGUGCCCCGUCUGCCACACGCUGGUCACGCAGGCCAUCCGAAUAUUCUCCUAAAGCCCGCCCGCCUUUGUUAUGCUUUUUAUCCUCAUUUUUUUUAUCAAAUAUUUUUUCUAUGAUUAUUUUAUGAUUUAUUUUCCAGAAGAUAUAAACAAAAACAAAAAAAAUGAACAAGCAGAUAUUUUAGAGCGCUGCUUGAUUUAAUAAAAAGUAUCAAAUAUUUUUUCAUUUUUUCUUUUUAUAUAUUUUAUAAAAGGUUUGUUUAUUGAAAAUAUAGUGCUUAGCUUUUUGUUUUCCUGCUACUGUUUUAUGAUUACGGUAUACGGUAAGGGGCGUUAUAGCAAGGAGAAAUAAUGUGAACAUUUAUUUUCGUUAUGAUUUUUAAGUAAUCAGGAAUGGAUUUUAUUAGGAAGGAUGAACAAGACCCGGCUGGUUUUGUCAACUGGUUUCCUUUAGAAAAUGUGCAGAUCUGCUUAGUAAAUUUUGUCUGUGCAGGAAAAAAAUACUGAAAGAAUAGAGGCAGUUCUCCACUGAAUUAGGUAAAGUGAAUGCUAAGUUGUAUGUAGAAAACUUUACUGGCAAGUGCUGGAGAACCAUAAAAUAUUAAUCGUGUGGUUUUUACCUGUGUUAUGCAGGCAUUCAGGAGGUAAAGGCCAGUAGCUUUGGCACCCUUCCAGAGUGAUUUCCCAUUACCAAGUCCUCUCUGAACCUUUUUAAUACCGAUUAGCUUAAUUGUUCAGUCGUCUCAAGAGCUCAGAUUUAUGGAGAACGUGUGUGUAAACUGUACUGUACGACGUGAAGAAGUCUCACUAGAAUGGUUGUGUAGGUUUGAAUUUGGGGUGUUCUACUUAAUUAUGGUGCGUAAAAAUGAGCGUUUCUACCCAGAAUAAAUAGUUCAGGAGCGUGUGCUCCUCACCCAGUCCUUACACCUGCGCUCAAACGGCAGCGAGCGCUGUCCCUUUAAGGUCUCUAAGGUCUCUGAGGUCCGGGCCCGUACUGUCAGAGCAGGUGUCUCAGUGUGGACUGGAGAUGUCACCCUAAACUGGAGUUCUCUUCCCUCUUUUUGAAAUUCUUUUUUUCUGUCAGAGCAGCCAACCCACUGGGUCUUUUAGCAUAUUGUUCAGGUGGAGUGAGGGUUCGGGCCAUAGUCCCCCCCCCCCUUUUGAGAAUGAGUGAAAUGACAGGCCAGGUGCAGACUGUGGGGGACCCGUCGCCUUGGAGCGGAUGGGGAGGCGGGCCCGCCCAUGGCCACAAGCGUAUUCCUCAGUGGGGCGAACCCCCCCAAGUCCCCCCCCCAAUCCCCACAUCUCACGCACAGAAGGCCAGUCUGGGUGCAGCUGGGCGGGUAGAACCCCUCCCUACACUGCUGCACAGGGCUAUUCCCAAUGGGGAACGGGGAACUCCUUUGUCCUGAGAUACACAGAGGCUUUGAGUGCAGAGGUUUCAAAUUAAAAGCCGUGCUGGUGCUGAUUAUCUAGCAUAAAGAAAAUCAAAUGUCUGGAACAUUUGUUUGUUAAUAUCCAUUAAACCCAAUAUUUUGGGAAUUGUGUCCUGUUAAAUAAAGAAUAAAUAGAACCGUGUCUUAAAUACUGGAUUGAAAAAUGUCAGUUUUACCAGCAUCAGUAUGUAAAUUGUACUGUAAAUUUGCUCUUGUUUUGAAUUCAUCUUUAAAGAGAGAUUUUAAGACCUGAUAAGGCUAGAGAUGAAUAGUAAGUGUGAUAUUUUGAGUACUGACUCUCGCCUAACUUGGGGGUAAGCCUGAGAGAGAGAGAGAGAGAGAGAGAGAGAGUGUGGAUCGAAGUUUCCAUUGAGCUGGCCUGAAUGCCGGCCUCCUGCAGCUGCCCCCUCAGAAACGGCCGGUGGGAUGUAAAGACCUGCGGCCAAUGGCAGGCCGGCCCCAGGCUGCGGGAUGAAAUCAGACGAUUCUAAUUGACAGGGGAACCUUGGAGACGCCCCAUUUAGCCACCACUCAGCCUGAAUCAAAUUACACACUCUCUGCUCGCCUCGUGCCCAGAUGGGGCGUUUAAGAAAGGGGGGGGGGGGGGAGAAUUAAAACCGUUGGGGUGAAAAAAGGGGCAUAUUUUUUGGGAAUGGCUGCUCUGGAGAAGAAAAGAACAUGCACAAGGCUGUUUUUGAGAGUGGACAGGGACUUAAAUACACUUGCCAAGGGGAGGAGACCGAAGUGUGCUGUCUAUCUGCAGUGAGCAUUGUGCUUCGGUUAAAAUAAUUUUAGUGAUGAAUAGGGGUUUUUUCAGUGCUUUUUUCUUCAUAAAGCUUAAUGUUAAUAAGAAGGAAAAACAAAAUGGCUCCGGAAGUCAACAAUUGUGCAGGAAAGAGACAAAGAAAAGCAAAAGGCUUGUUUAAAUAAAUGGCCAAAAAGAACAUUAAGGGUAAAUCGUUUCAGGAUUAGAUUGAAUAGACGCCCAGCUUGAUGUGUGAAAGUUGUCUUGCGGUCAUCCACAGAAACUCCCAGAACAGGCUCAGUCAAAGAUGAAACGUACACUUAUUUAUAUCUGUAGGAUGGGCUACCUAUGAAGGUCUUACAAGCAAAAUAAAUGAUAUUAUUCUUUUUUGUAUUAAAUGUGUUUAGUUAUAAACAAAGCAAAAAAAAUUUUUGUUUUGGACAGAAUUAUCAGGCAUUUUGAUACUAUAAAAAUAUUUUCCGUUCAUGUCUGAAAUUGUACUAUGAAUUCAAACCUUAAUGUAGGUUAUGACAGUAGUAACAUUGGUGUAAGUUCAUCAUUGCAGGUUAUUGCCAAGGCAUGUAGUGCUUUGGAUGAAUGGCCCGUAAGAAACAGAAUAUUUCACGCAUAUGAACAAGAAUGUCUUAAUAAAUUUGGGGUGGGUGUGACUCGAGCUGACUAAACCUGAGACCAUGCAAAUUUACUUAAAAAAGCACCUUAUUACAUUGGAAAUUCACAUAUAUAUGAAUUUAUAUCUAUUUAUAUCUCACUGAAACCAAACUGACCACUUGUUGUGACUGUAGAUCCUGUUUACAUAUUUCAAUAUAUUGAUACCUUAUCAUAUGUUUGGUCUUCUGAUAAGGCUCUUCAUUUAACCAAAUAAAAUUGACUUUGGGGAAUUUGCACUAGAUGAGGUAUACAGUGGGAGGGGCUACACCAGCCAGUAACAUUACAUGAUUGUCUCAAAGCUAGGGGAUUUUUAGGGCCUAUGCUGGUGCUUUGUAGUACAGCAUAUAUGUUUACAAUUGGUAAACCCAUAUAUAAAGCUAUAUUGUUAGGUAGAUUUUUGUUUUUACCAAUUGAAAAUUAGCUCCCUUUUUUAUACCAACACACAGGUGUGGUUUUAACUGUCUCCUUUUCAGCUCUGUCCACCCACCCACCCCAAUGGUAAAAAUUAAAGAAUGUUCGUAUGUAUGUAUAGUCAGUCUGUAGAUGUGAAUCUAUAGAUUAAACAGCUACGGCUAUGAUUUUAUUUAAAAUUAAUUGAAUGAAUCAAUUUAUUUAAAUAUUUAUUUGACAUUAUUUUGAUAAUUGACGCUUCAGCAGAAGUUCCUUUGUUUUAAGUGUUCUUUAAAUGCAUAUACACACAUGCACGUGUUUAAGUUUUAGAGGAACAGUUUAGUCCAUGCUGAAACAAUAGUUCAAUUUUUAAAAUCGGCCAGAACAGAAUUGUAGGUUAUAUUGACUAAGCAGACUGCUAAAUUCUUUAGUAUGUAUUGUGGUCUUUUAACAUUUCAGUUUUAAUUAUCCACGUUCACAAAAUGAAAUGUAUAAAAAACAAUAUUUUUCUAAAAUGCAAAAAAAUCCCAUGUAAUAAAUGCAAUCAGGUUCUUUCUGUGUGUAUUUAAAAAAAAAGCAAUAAUUAAAAUUGUACCUAGAAAUGUAAUCAAAUGUAAUUUCAGUAAGCACUUAAAUUUUUACUUUUAAAUCCCAGAGCAUGUAGACCAAGACUUCUAUGGGUUCAAAUAUUUGUUACACAGCUUGCUUGAACCAUCCUAUAAAUGUAGUUCUGAAACAUAUGAGGACCAUCCAGGACCUUAUACAUUUGCAGUUGAACAGUUGCUGCACCGCAUGUGACUCAACACAUCAUAUACUUACGCCAAAACCGUGAAACAUAACAGGCAUUGUUGCUGAAGUCUGGUCAGUUUUCUUUUCAUAUUCACUGUGGUUUAGAAAACCAUUAUUUCAUUCAUCAAUUUUCGACUCAUCAAUUUUUAGUCAAUAUCUUAAUAGUGCACAACUGUAAAAUGGAAAACCUGUUAUCUUUAGAAUGUAUGUGUUCUUUCUCUUUUGCAUACGUUGCCAUUUUAAAGUAUAUAUUUUUUCCACUACUCUACCCUAAUGUUAAGACAUCAUAAAUGUGCAGCAGUGGCAGAGGUUAUGAUGUAGCAGGAAUGGCUUGACUGGUGGAACCUGACAGUUAGCUGUUUUCCAUGUAUUAUUGUUCGAAACACGAAGUGUUUUCCAAAUGUAUUUUAAGAGAUUAUCUUAACCACACCUUCAAGCAAGUGUCGUUUCCACUUGCUUGACAGUGAGGUAAUGAACUAAAGUGUGUUACUUUAAGAUCCCUUCCCACUUAUUGCACUGGGCUGCUACUCCUCUUUGGCAGUUUUUAAACAGUGAAGAGCCUUUUAAAUCUUUAUAGGGAGACUUUUUAGUGAACAAACGUCCCUUUAAAGUUAAUAUAUUACACAACUGUGAUCACAGAUCAGAAUUGCACUGUUAAAUGGAACAAUUAAAUGAUAGCAAUUGAGGAAUUUCUUGUUUCCCUUGGUAGAUGUUAAAGUUUGUACAAAACGCAAACAGGACAAGACCAGAGCAAGGUGAAUGCAAUGUGAUUGAUGAUUACAGAGGGCUUCCUCGCUCUUUCAUUUGCUGACAGCCUUUCCCUUACUCCAGCGACCAGAGGAUAUCGAUGCCUGGUUAAAGUAUUGAGCCAAACGUAACACUUUCUUUUUUUUUAAAGUAGCAUUUAUUAAACAUUUAUUAUGCUGUAUUUACUCAAAUUUAGGCUUAAAGAUUUAUCUGAAAUUAUAGUAACCAUAAGCAUAUUAUGAAAAUAUAUCUCAGUGUUUCAGCUCAAAAAUAUUUUGUGUAGAUGACUUAUGAGUACUUAACCAUUCUUUAUACUAUUGCUAUAACUUAUAUAUGAAGUCCUCCUUAUCCUUGGUUGGAAAUACUAGAAUAUUAAAUGUGAAUGAUGGUAGCCAAAGAGUAAACUGUUAAAAUAAAAACUAAAAAGGAUAAAUCAUUUUGACUUGUAGUAAUUAUUAAAUCUUAAGUUUAAGAUUUCUACAUAUGUACUUUACCUAAUACCUUUACCUUUACCUAAGUCUAAUAAUGGAAUUAUCUUUCAUAAAAUGUUAGGCUCAAAGGGAGGUGGCUAAGACCAGAAAAUCCAGUUAUGUUCUGAUUUCUCGAUUUCAGAAGUUUUUCAGCUCCAGUCAGAUAUUCUUGUCUGUGGUGCUUUUAUAAAUAGAAUCUCUCCCAUAAUGGCAUAUUACUUUUUGUCUUUUUUUCUACCCAGCACCUUUUCUGAAAGGCAACAGAAAAUAGUAUAUACCUGCAGCAUCACUAUUAUCUCCCAAAGAGGCCAAAUAUAGAUUAAAGAUGAUGAAUUCAUAAUUAGUAUUUAAUAUUUUAAUUCAAGAGAAAUUAUCCAAACAUUUAUAGUGGGACUUGUCACUGGUUGUGACAAAAAGAUAUGUUGAUAUAUUUCAUGGCACCUAUACACUAAAUUAAUGUUGGGGAAUUUUAUCUUCAUGAUUGUGUUAUAUUCCAUUUAAAAUUGGUACUUACUGUAAGGGCUAGGCUUUAUCCUCAACCCGUUAUGGUAAAAUAUUAAUAUUUCACCGUAAUACCAUUGUUUUCUUCUCCACAAAUUUCGAUUAUUCAAUAUUAGUCAUGUGAAUUUCAUAAAGAUCAUUUAACAGGCUGCUCUGAAGUAGUACAAUGUUGUCACACAAGGUACUGAGUAAUUAACUGGGAAAUUUAACGAAACAGAAAACUGGAGGACGAUUGAUUCAGUUUGCUCCAUGUCUUUUCAGGGGAACUAUAUUAACAUUUAUUUACUUGUGAUGGUAUUCUUAAUAAAUUGAUUUACCCAAUGAACCCACUCAAGGCUGCAUCCCUUUUCAAAGAUGAGAUAUUUCAACCUGUGCUAUGAAGCGCAAGUAUUCUUCUUUCUCUGUUUGAAUGAGCUAAUACUCCUCCCUACAAAGUCACCAUCAUUGCUGUUUUCUUCUUCCAUUUGAUAGUGUCCUUCACAAUCAACCAGACUGUUCUGUUCCCAAACUACACUUCAUUCUCUUAACUGAUAAGUGAACCCAAACGGCGUGCUCAUCAGAAUAUGUUUCAAUACAAUCAAGUACCCCUAAUCUGUGAUUUAAGAGUGACUGUAAAUGAUGACUGAAGUAAAGCAGAGUAGUUAUUCAAAUCCAUUUCACCUUCCAGAUAAGGUUUGCAAGAUGCACAUUUGGAUGUAAAAACAUCUACCCCAGCAAUGCCCUCCAUUUUCCGUUUCUGUUAGACAAGUUAUUCCAUUUUUUCAUAUUUUGUUUUUGUUGUGGUUGACACGGUAGUAUGUGAGGUUUCACUGCAGAAAAAGUUUGGGUGCUUCCGCUUAACAUUUUCAGGAAGCAGCUGAAGAGACAAAGUCUUUCUACAGUUUCUUAUAUUCUAUUUUGCUAGCAUGGGUCAUUAUUUCAUAUGAAGAUGGGGGAAAAGUCAGUAUCAAUGUUAUUUAUGAAAAUUUUAAAAAGAAGUAAACAUAUUUAUGAGUAACCUCAACAUUUUGUUUUUUAAUAACAAAUACAAAAAAGUUAAUAUAUUUGUAAACGCAUGAAGCUGGUUUCUAGUAAAAUUAUAAAAAAAAAAUCAAAAAGUUUUAUUUAUCAAGGUUAAAGAAAUAGCUCACACUUCAAUGUUACAGGAUUGAGGGGUUACAUGUCUCCCCCAUGGUUUAUAAUUUAACGUCAGCAACACAAUAUUCUAACAGACAUUGCAAUCAGUGCAGAAUUUUGAUGAAAAAGUGAUACAUUUAUCAGACUUGGCGGCCUUUUAUAUUAUCCCAGAGUGUGCCGUUUGUGCUUUGUGUCCUGUGCUCCUCUCAGUACAUUUCUUGGUUUAAGUUAAAAUGGUGAACAAACAAAGGAUUCCUGUCAGAUUUAACUGAAACAAUGCUCUAGAGCAAUCUAGCUUAAAUAGAUAAAUAAGUCAUUAAAAAAACCUUUAACAAUUAGUCUUUCAGUGAACCAAAAAUAGAUUGCAUUAUGUUUCUUUAUUGUAAAAGGAUAUUAUUGAAACUUUAUAUGAAAAGGGUGCCAAUUUGACUUUGGUGAACAUUCCAGUCCAUUUUAUGUCCUGUUUUUUUUUUUUUUUUGCUCUAAUCAAAACACAGCAUUUGCUCUUAUUUCAGUACCCAGAAUAAGUAUCAGUGGGUUAGAGGGAAACGCACACAUAUUAUUCAUAUACACAGAUCCAUGCUCACACAUAUAUAUCUACUACAUGUGAUUAAUUAAAAAAAAAAA